This is a messenger RNA of Acanthopagrus latus (yellowfin seabream), 7624 nucleotides long. RefSeq names its product SIK family kinase 3 (gene sik3). Gene Ontology annotation, cellular component: cytoplasm. The record is from RefSeq and is a predicted model, not a curated record. Bases 55 to 3993 code for a protein of 1312 amino acids. The transcript is spliced from 26 exons. NCBI's taxonomy places the organism in Eukaryota, Metazoa, Chordata, Actinopteri, Spariformes, Sparidae. Gene Ontology annotation, biological process: protein phosphorylation; intracellular signal transduction; microtubule cytoskeleton organization. Gene Ontology annotation, molecular function: tau-protein kinase activity; ATP binding; protein serine/threonine kinase activity.
CGUUACCAUGGUUACAACCUAGAGAGGGCGCUGCGGAGGAGCGCUCUACGUAAAAUGACGCAGGGCGGGGGCGUGCCCGCGAUGCGCGCUGCGCAAGGCUGCUUGUUGUUCCCGCAGAGAGGCGAGAAGAUGGCGGCCGUGUCAAGCGGAGGUGCUGCUGGGUCCACUGCGGCCGGGAUUACGCACUCUGGCCGACCGACCCACGCAGGCAUGGGCUCCCAGAACCGAGCCCAGCCAUCCUCCGGGAUCAGCCACCCCGGCCGUACCAGCACAGCCCCUGGGUGCAUCUCCAAUCCUGGCCACACUUCGGCCACCAGGCCCCCCCCAGCCCGAGUGGGCCACUACGAAAUCGAGCGGACCAUCGGCAAGGGAAAUUUCGCGGUUGUUAAACUAGCCACACACAUCAUUACCAAAGCAAAGGUGGCUAUAAAAAUAGUGGAUAAGACGCAGCUGGACGAUGAGAACCUGAAAAAGAUCUUCAGAGAGGUGCAAAUCAUGAAGCUGCUGAAGCACCCCCACAUCAUCCGCCUCUACCAGGUGAUGGAGACGGAGAGGAUGAUCUAUCUGGUAACAGAGUAUGCUAGCGGUGGAGAAAUAUUCGACCACUUAGUGGCUCAUGGGCGUAUGGCGGAAAAAGAUGCCAGGAAGAAGUUCAAGCAGAUUGUUGCAGCAGUCCAUUUCUGUCACUGCCGCAACAUUGUCCACAGAGACCUUAAGGCAGAGAAUCUGCUGCUGGACCACAACCUCAACAUCAAAAUCGCAGAUUUUGGCUUCAGUAACCUGUUUUCUCGAGGCCAGCUGUUGAAGACAUGGUGUGGCAGUCCUCCCUAUGCCGCACCAGAACUCUUUGAGGGCAAGGAAUAUGAUGGACCUAAAGUAGAUAUAUGGAGCUUAGGUGUGGUGUUGUAUGUGUUGGUGUGCGGCGCCUUGCCAUUCGACGGCAGCACUCUACAAAAUUUGCGGGCACGUGUCCUCAGUGGCAAGUUCCGAAUCCCCUUCUUCAUGUCUACAGACUGUGAGUACUUGAUCAGACACAUGUUAGUGCUGGAGCCCAGCAGACGGUUGACAAUGGAGCAGAUCUGUAAGAACAAAUGGAUGAGACAAGGAGACCCAGACCCAGACUUCGACAGGUUGAUAGCCGAGUGUGAGCAGGUGAAGACAGAAAGAGAGACGGAGCUCAUCAUCGAGCAGGUGCUGAUAGCCAUGUCUGAGAUGGGUCUGGACCGAGAGCGCACACUUCAGUCUCUACAAACAGAUGCGUACGAUCACUACAGUGCCAUCUACAGUCUGCUGGCUGACCGCCUCAAGAAACACAAGACCCUGCCUGUUGUUGCCCCACCCACACCGCGCUCCAUUAGCUAUCCUCUUAACGCUGUACAGCAGACGGAUCCACAGGGUAAUCCUGUUAGCAUGACUGUUCCCCAUGUCCAGCUCAUCAACCCAGAGAACCAGAUUGUUGAGCCGGAUGGCAGCAUGGCGCUGGACAGUGAUGAAGGGGAGGAACCAUCUCCAGAGGCCAUGGCUCGCUACCUUUCAAUGAGGCGGCACACUGUUGGGGUACCAGACCAAAGGACAGAGAUGCAGGAGGACCUCCAGAAACUGCCACCAGGUUUCCCCCGUGGUGGAGUGCCCCAGCCCCCCUUCCCCACACUGGCCCCCACAAUGGGCCAAAUGCACACUCUUAUGCCCACACAGAGCUUGCAGCCCACACAGCAGCUGGAGUACAAGGAGCAGUCCUUGCUACAGCCACCUACUCUGCAGCUGCUCAAUGGCAUGGGCCCUCUAGGUCGAAGAGCUUCCGAUGGUGGGGCCAACAUUCAACUACACGCUCAGCUCCUCAAGAGGCCCCGGGGUCCCUCGCCACUUGUCACCAGCCCGCACCCUAUCCCUGCAGUAGCUCCCGUGGAUGAGGAGGGUUCAGACGGAGAGCCAGACCAGGAGGCAGUGCAGAGGUACCUGGCGAACCGCUCCAAGCGGCACACGACGCACGCGCUCAUGAGCACAUCGCAUGGCGAGCCCUCGGCAGAGUCACAGCGACCCCAGGGCCCCCGCCAGAGGGUGGGCUGGGCCCCCGACACACACACCCGAUCCAGCUAUAAGGACUGUAAUACCCUUCAUCUCCCCAUGGAGCGCUUCUCACCUGUCAGACGGUUCUCUGACGGCGCCGCCACCAUUCAGGCCUUCAAGGCUCAUCUAGAGAACAGCAGCCUCAUCAAGCAACUCAAACAGGAAUGUGAGCAGCUCCAAAAAAUGUAUGCUGCCCAACAGGAUGAGCGAUUCCUGGAGCACACCCAGCAACAGCAUAUCCUCUACCAGCAAGAGCAACAAAUCCUCCACCAGCAAAUCCAGGGUCUGUCUUUAGGCCAUGGAGAGAGCCAGCCCAGUCACCUAACCCACCAGCUCCAAAGGUUGCGUAUCCAGCCCUCCAGCCCUCCGCCAACACAUCCCAGCAACCACCUCUUCAGACAGCCCAACCAGAGCCCUCCGCCUGGCUCUGCAGGCAUAAUGCAAGGGCAUGGAGGUCCAUCGUCAGUACAGUACCAGCACGGUACUCCGGCGCUGUAUCAGGGCCAGAGUGGCAGUCCACCUCCCACAGGCCUGCCGCGAGUCUCUAUACCAACCAAUCAACAAGCAGCAUCUGCUCGCCCCACCGUCCCAUUGGCACAGGGUGUACCUCAGCAACAACAGGUGACCAUUCAGGUUCAGGAAGUGGAGCUGGGAGGUGGGGCGCAGAGGCAGGGCAGCUUUUUGUCCACGCCAGGGGGACACAGAGUCCUUGGGAAGCAGCUGAGCGCAGACAACGCAGAGUCGCACAGUCGCAGCCUUGGCCGCUUCACAUCGGGAUAUGACCAGGCUCAGUUCAAUCCCCACCUCUUCUCUAGCGACGCCGCCUCCCGGGGCCCCUCCGGAGUUGUCGGCUCCUACAGCCCCUAUCUGCAGGGAGCUUCCUUAAAAGUCCCCGGACUGGAGGGUUACCAGAGUGGGGUGGUGGGAACUGGCAACUACGGCACCCCCUCUACACUACAGCAGGCCCUGCUCUCCCCAACUCCCUUGGACUACCGUCCCCCACAGCAGCACGUCACUCCCACCCUGCAGGGUCUCCUGUCCCCCCGCCAUUCUUUAACAGGCCACGCCGACCCCAGGCUGCCCCCCCAAGACCUGGCUGCCUUGCUGAAAAGGCAAAGCCCCCGGCCGUGCCAAGCACCCCCAACGCCACCCAGCGGUGCACCCCAAGAGUAUGGAGAGAUGCUGCUUCUCCGCCAGCUGAGCCAAGGGGAAAGCUUGGAGCCACAGGCACCGCAGGGUUCCUCUGGAGGCCAACACUACCACCAUCUCCUCCAAAUUCGACCCCCAGAGGUUCAGCCACAGCAGCACCCAGCCCAAGCACCUUGCCCAAGCUUACCUCACUCAGAGAGCAUGGAGGAGGAUGAGGUGCCAGCUGGCUACCACCACCCACAUGAGGGUCUGCUGGCCAAGGCAGGGGAAAGUCAUGAGCUCCUGGGGCCUCCCCGAGGAGGCACCCCACCCUACAGCUCUCCUACGCACAGACAUGGUGGCUACAUCAGGAAUGCUCCAGCAGCUAGAGAAUCUGAGCAUGUAGAGUGCAGGCCCCAAGGGCAGGCUAUGGAGGUGCCUGAUCAUAAUGGUGUGGGCUAUUCGCGAGGUCCCCAGGGUGACGCAUAUAGGUCCCGUGGACAGCUUCAGCGCCACCACACCAUCCAGACCUGUGACGAUGCCUAUGAUCAGGCAGACCCCAUGUCUGGGAUGAGCCUUUUGGCCGGAAAGGCACUAAGCUCUGCUCGCAUGUCGGACAUUCUCAGCCAGACGUCACUGACAGGAAGCCAGCAGCUGCAUCAGAGGGAAGAGUCAGUGUGUGAUGUUGAGGGGGAGCUCCAUGCGGCAGCUUGCUACCCCUCCUCCUGCACCAGUGAUAUGCUCCUCAGCUACAAGCCCCCUGACCUGCAGUACAGCAUGGAGCAGGCUGGGGUCUAGCACAGCAAAGGGUGUAUCCUGUGUACAGCGGUCCAUAUCAGCCAUCCUGAGUUGUGUUGACUUGAGUUGAGCAGCAUCACGCCAAACCGCCGUUGUCUGCCCAAGUGGGGGCGCUCUACGUCCAUCUGUCUGUCUCCAUCUGUCCCUGGGAGGGCAGUGUGCGCGGGGGGGUGGGGUUAGUAUGGGUGGGUGUAGACCAUUAGAAGGGUGGGGGGGUCACAGGUGGGGUCUCUGGGUUCAAAAGUGCCAGCAUUUUCCGAGCAGAGAUCCAGCUUUUAUCGCUGCAGGUCGUCUCCUCUUUUCACCUCCCAUCAUGGUUAGAUUGGGGUUCCACUCUUCCAUCUUUUGACUUGACUCCCUCACCUCCUCCCCCAUCAAACCUGGCUCACUCCAGUUACACACACACACACACACACACACACACAGACCUGCUGCCCUGACCUAACCCCCCCCCUUCACCCCUUCAUCUUCUAUUAACUGUUGGCAUACUUCAUUAUGUGCCUCAUUGGCCAACGCAUCGUUACAGUCAUACUUGCAAGACCGUAGAGUCCAAUAACACAAAGAAACACACUGCUGCCACAAGCCCAAAGUAUUCACAUUAGGUGUGAGCGUUUAUGUGUGCGUGCAUGUGUGUGUGUGCAUGACUGAGAAGAAGAGGUGAGCGGAGGGGAACAGUGUCCACGAGGUUCAGUCUGCUCCUCCCCGUCUCCCACGUCCUGCCUUCCUGCAGCGGAUCAUUCCGGAGCGGGCUGAAUCCUCAGCAGCGGUGUGGCCCCUCUUUUGGGCCGGGUGGUGGUGGGUGUUUGGGGUCAGGCUCCAACUGGGCAACAGAAACCAUGCUCUCCAAAGAUGGAGCUCAGUGACAUCGCACAGGACAAACCAGCUCUCUCAUUUUUUUUUUUCCUCGUUUUUUUUUUUUUUCUUUUCGUCUCUUGUUUGUUCUGGCAUUCAUUUUCUUGUUUUUAAUUUUAUUUUAAAAUUCGUUUUUACAGCUAAUGUCCAUGUAGGCAUUAUGGUCAAUACUUGUUACUUUUAUUGUUAUUACUGUUUUCUGUAAAAGAGUUUUAUUAUAAUGAAUAUUAUUAUUAUUAUUAAAGGAAAAACAGUUCUGUGUUGCAAGGAAGACAACAUUGUUCUUUGAUUACUUAAGUAAUUCUGCACUUUCGGUUCCAGCUGUCCUCUCUCCGUCUGUUUCCACCCCUCCUCGCUGUCCCUCACUCUGUCAUGCUGUUACCCCGCUUCUCAAAUCCACCCUCUCCUAUUCCUGCGUUCCCCAACUUGUGUUACCCCUUUUUUUCUCCAUCCUCCUUUCCAGUGUCAGUGACAGUGUAUUGCAUUGUGGGUAGUUUUACCAGACAUUUGCUCCUUUCCUUGUACAGUGAUGCCAUGUAUAGAACGCUAUUGCAAUUUCUGUAUCAAAUAUUUUUCGUUUUUGUUACUGUUUUGUUUUUAGAUGUUGCUGGGGAGGCUUUUUUAUAUUGGUAUUGUUUUAUCAUUUGUAUUUUUGGAUGUCUUCAAAUUGUUUUUUUUUUUUUUUGUUUUUGUUUUAUGAAUCUUGAGAUUUCUAGCCAAAAGAGGACAGAGAGAAGAGAGGCAGUGCUCUUUUUCUGUGUCGUUAAAAAAGAUUGUUCUUAUUUGUUUUAAUAUUAUUAUAUCGAGACACUUGAAUAAGAGGAGAGUAAUUAUUUUGUGUUGCUUUUUAAAGUAUCAUUUCAAUCGAUGUUGUGACUGUCAUUCUUGUUGAUGUUGGGUUUUCUGUUAACGGGGUAGUUGUUGGCAGGCUAUACAGGGUCAGGGUUUGGGCUUUGUCUGGGUUGGUUCGGGUGCUACAAAGACUUGACGCUCUUCAAAACAAAACAAAACAAAAAAAAGACAAAAAAAUGAGGGAAUAACUUGUAAAAUAGCUGACAUAUCAUCCAAAACAUCACAAGUGUGGACACGGACAAACCCACUCUCUUUCUCUCUUGCUGCCCUGCCUAUCUGCUGUGAUCCUCCCGCCAUCUUUUACUACAUCGGCUUCUGAUCGGAUGACGCCUUACGGACAUGCCCCACCCCUCCUCCCAAACUUACCUUGUCGCUAUGGCAACCAAGGAGGAAACUACAACUACUUUGACUCAACCCCCCUCCCCUUCUCCCCUCUUUUGGUUUACUUCGACUUAUCUCGUUUCGGCCUUGCUUUUGUUCUCCUGCACGAGCCUGGAAGGGAAGAUGGGAGGCUGCGUUUCGUGGGCAGUUGAAUGGAAUCUUGUUGUUGGAUACACCUGGAUGCACCUCCGAACCAUUAAAGGGAAACAUUUCAGGAGGUGACAAUGGGAAUGAACUGUUUGAAUUCCACAGCAGAGGAAAUACAAGGUUGUGGUCAGAGUGGGGCAGGGUUUGCCCACAUUAAACGUGUCUGUGCCCGAAGUCGAGUCAGGUUCAAGCACAGCCCAGAUGGGAGGCUACAGCACACCGGGGACCACAGCAGAAGAUUGAAUUCCCCCUUUUCUCUCUCUUCUACUUUAAUUUGAUUGUUUUUCCUCUUACCCCCCCCCCCCCCCAUAUACAAUACCAGUGAUUAUAGAGCCUAUACUGGGCUAGCAAGAGACUGUGGUGCAAAGAAUAAAGCUCCACUUUGUUUAUAGCGGCCAGAUUUCACAAUACCUGGCUGCAUGGUUGACUUUUUCGUAUGCUAUACUGUAUACAUCUGAGGGCUGUAGGUGGUGUCACACAGCGCCUGUGCUUUCCAUUUGCAGCAUGUCACUUCCUGUUGACAAACUUUCACCCUUCGUCAGAGCAAGCAGGACAAGCUGUAGCUGGCAAAAUCUCUUAAGACAAGAGUGGAAUGCAGUGAGAGUGGGAUGGUUUCGUGAAACUAACUCAAUAUGGUGCGUUUGUCUUUUUCCAAAAUGAGUCAGCUUCUCAUUGGACAGAAGAAAAAAAAUUAAAAAGCUGGUUUCCAUUUCCAUUCGGCUCUCAUUCCUUCCUCCUUCAGGUCUGCUCUUGUGUUUUUCUCCUCGCCAAAACUGAGAUCUGGAGGGGGAACAGAGUGUAGAAGUUGUCGGGAAUUGCAGCGGAAACGGGCUGGAAUGGAAGAUGUUGCAUGUGUCUUGUCCCAUGGCAGGUCAGAAACUCUAAAUUUAAGAUCAGAAGGCUCCACUUUGUCUAAUAUCGUGACCAGUAGCUGAGCUAUUGUUUUCAGGUCUGUGUAUAAGGUCGAGGGGGAGAGCAGAGGCACACAGGAAGGGACAAGCGUAAGUGAAUGGAAAGCACUGUAGAUGAUUCCGAAGUAACUGAGAGGAGAGCGCUGUUUCACACACAUCCUCUGCCUGAUCAGACUGACCCUUCUCCUUACCUCCCCCCCACCCCCUUUUUCUGUCUUAACCUUUCCAUCCCUCCCCUUCUUUGUCUUUUCUCUCCAUCCCAGCCUCCCUGCUCGGCAAGCCAGCUCUCUACUGCUCUACUCCUGUUCCUUAGGUUCAUUUUGUUUUCUAUUGGUUCAUUUUGUCCUCUUUUUUUUGUUUCGUUUUUAUGUUCAUUUCUGUUGAGUACAAAAAUACUAAAGUGCAACAACAAUGAUUAAAAAGAAUAUCAACCAAACUGAGAUGAAUAAAUAAAUAUAUAUAAAUAAAGAAAUAAUUUAAAAAUGUCA